UGCAUGAUGGAAAAUUAGUUCCACUAUGUGGGUUAAAAAUACUAAAAAUGACUAUUAUAAAGUUUUCAUUAGAAUAGGGUUUUGUUCUGAAUUUUCAAUUUUCGGCCCCACACCCAGGCCAAAACCAGCCUACACCCGGCAUUUUACUGUACUUCGAAACUAUUAAUUUGAGGUUAUUUUUAGUACUGACAUCACUUGCAGACUAACGUCCCCGUGAUGAUCGCGAAAUGAGGACACUCAAUGACGUCAUUACUUGAUGUGUAGCAAAAAUGGCUGCAUUUAUUUCUGUCCCCUUGAAAAAUAGUCAAGAAGUUAAUGUUGUUCCACCGCUGAAGAAAUUUAUUCAGCGUACCUAUAAUAAAGAUGGCCAAGAAGAAGAUUAUGCUCAGGCUAUGAAUGAUUUGAACACUCAAAGGAAUAAUGCUGUUUGUAGGAAACUUGAUAAGCAUGAAAAUUCGAUCGACACCCUUCAGCGAUAUUAUGAUCAACUUGUUUUAAUGGAAUCAAAGUUACCUGUAUCAGAGGACAUGGUAUGUAUUUUUAUGUCAGUAUAACAAACUAAAUAAAUA
Messenger RNA from Anneissia japonica, 569 nucleotides. RefSeq names its product programmed cell death 6-interacting protein-like. Gene Ontology annotation, cellular component: endosome. Gene Ontology annotation, biological process: mitotic cytokinesis. The transcript has 2 exons. Lineage: Eukaryota; Metazoa; Echinodermata; Crinoidea; Comatulida; Comatulidae. Bases 270 to 554 code for a protein of 94 amino acids. The record is from RefSeq and is a predicted model, not a curated record.